AUGACAGACAUACCUACAGAAUGGGAUAGCAUGGCUCUAGAUGCACGUAUUCUAGAAGCCAUAAAAGAUCUAAAAUGGAACGCACCUACCGCUGUACAAGGAGCUUGUAUUCCUUUAGCCCUCAAAGGCAAAGACGUUUCCAUCCAAUCGCGCACAGGAACUGGAAAGACUGGUGCCUUCGUUAUUCCCAUUAUCCAGAGAAUUGUUGCGCAGAGGGAGCAAAAGGCUGUCAAAAAAAGAGCAAUUGGCCCAGUUGCAUUAAUUAUUGUUCCAUCCUUAGAGCUGUGUGAACAAGCUGUUGAAGUAAUUAUGUUCUUGGUGAAGUACGUCAAGCCAAGAAUUGUUGUCGAGAAUCUUGCAUCUGGGAGCACUCCGACGACUGCUCGGAUUCUGUCCGCACAUAUUCUUGUAAGCACAGCAGCAUUACUUGCAAGACUAUCCAGGACUAGUGGGCUAACCGUCGAGCAUUUUCAACAUCUCCGCUAUCUGGUUAUUGAUGAAGCUGACAUGCUGGUGUCGAUGGCUGAGAUAUCACUGCGCACCAUUCAGUCCCUAUUACCCAAUUCUCUGCAGGUCAUCCUAUCUUCGGCAACGCUGAAUGAAGGUGUGGCUUCCAUCAAGGGACAGUUACUCCAUAACCCCACCAACAUCGUUUUGACCACCGAGGCUGUGAAUAGCACCGAAAAAACCUAUACAAACGGACCUAUUGUUGAGUCCCGUAUCAUACUGAAGGACCUGCAACGGAAACUGCUUCGUCAGUACUACUUAGUGGCCACUGAUGAGUGCCACCGACAUACAUUGCUUUUUGCGCUAUAUCGUAUGGCCCUUAUUAAAGGCAAAACACUUAUUUUUGUUGAAGAGGAUGAAGACACGUACCGCCUGCAGAGCUUUUUGGAGCAGCUUGGCGUAGCAACCCUCGUGUAUGAUGCUGCUCUGCCUGUGAACGUUCGCCUUGAUACGCUGCGAAAAUUUCAAAUUGGAUCCAAAGUCUCCACGCUUGUCUGUACGGACAGCACCUUGGAAAGUGCUGAGAAGCUUCAAAUGUCGCUAGAUGGUGUCGGCGACGAUGAAAAUGCGGCUGCAAGUGAGGUUGAGCCGCGCACUCGACGGAAGCGUCGACAACGCAGUGCGGGUAGUAGACUUGGCAACGGUGAGGCAAGUGCCGACAUACCUUCAGCUCUGCACCGCGGCAUCGACUUCGCUCAUGUACGUAAUGUGAUACUGUUCGACGGUGUGAAUGCCCUUUCGCCCAUUUCUCUCUUGCGCUAUACCCAUCGUAUUGGCCGCGCCGCUCGCGGAGGUGAAGAGGGUCUAAGCAUUACGUUUUUUACAGUUCCACAGGCCAAAAAGUAUAUUCACCCACUUCGCGAUUACUGCAAAUCUAAAGGGAGCAAUGUUGAGCCUUUUCGCCAGAUACAACGUUCUGAGGCUGCCAAGCUGCAGUACCGUGUGGAUAGUGUUUUAGCCAAUACUACGCGUACAUCCACACGGAAGCUGCGUGUGGCCACGGUAGCUGCUGAGCUCAGCCGCAGUUCCUAUCUAGCUAAUCAUCUUUGUCAAAAGGAUACCGAGGCUUUGCAAAGAGUGGUUAAUCGUUGUGCAAAGAAGGUUAAAAUCGAGCGAGAUUUGCUAGCAGUCCCGGACUAUAUGGCGUUGUCAAGCGUUGACGAAGUCAGCGAUUAUACCAAGCGGGUACGGGCCGACCAGACGAGAGCCACCAUAUUCAAGAAGGCAAUCCGCAAGCGAAAUGUUGACCCAUUAAAAUCAGUGGCAAUUAAGAUACAAUCAAAUAAGAAACACGAGUAA
Molecule: messenger RNA, 1806 nt
Organism: Phytomonas sp. Hart1
Lineage: Eukaryota; Euglenozoa; Kinetoplastea; Trypanosomatida; Trypanosomatidae
Source: the annotation of a GenBank genome assembly